Molecule: messenger RNA, 1581 nt
Organism: Purpureocillium lilacinum
Lineage: Eukaryota; Fungi; Ascomycota; Sordariomycetes; Hypocreales; Ophiocordycipitaceae
Source: RefSeq, a predicted model, not a curated record
AUGAAGGGUGUGUUUGCUGCCGCCGCCCUGGCGGCCAUGGCGGGCAGCGUCAGCGCCGCUCACCACCGUCACGCCCACGAGGCGCUCUUUGCCAAGCGCGGCAACGACACGGCCGACGUCUGCGUCCCCGGCUGCACCACCAUCUGGAAGACGAUUACCGGCGAGCCCACUCUCGUCCCCAUCUCCACCGUCACGGCCACGAGCACCAAGACCAGCACCGUCACGCGCACCCAGACGCCGACGCAGGCGCCGCCCGCCACCACCGAGGUGGUCGUCGUCCCUCUCCCGACGCCCCAGCCGCGCACCUGCCCGACGCCCGGCACCUACACGUUCCCCGCCACCACCCUCACCGUGACCCAGACCACGACGGUCUGCGGCGCCGAGACCACCCAGGUGCCCCCCGGCACCCACACCGUUGGCGGUGUCACCACCAUUGUCAAGACGGCCACGACCGUUGUUUGCCCCGUCGCCACCGUCCAGACCACGGGCGGCGUCACCACCAGCACCAUCGUCCAGACCACCUACGUCUGCCCCACGCCCGGCACCUACACGAUUGCUCCCACAACCCACACCGUCACGGAGUCGACUGUCCUCGUCUACCCCGUCCCCAGCACCAUCACCCCUGGCACCUACACUGCUCCCGCGCAGGUCAUCACCGUCACCAAGACGGGCUAUGUCACCUACUGCCCCUUCACCCCGGAGACGCCCAAGCCCAGCUCGUCUCCCAAGACGCCCACCGGCAGCAUCGGCAGCGACAAUGACCACUUCGGCAUCACCUACACGCCGUAUGAGCCCACCAACGGCCAGUGCAAGGACGCCACCAAGGUCUCCAACGACAUUGCUGCCCUCAAGAAGGCUGGCUUCACCACGGUCCGCGUCUACUCCACUGACUGCAACACCCUCGAGACCGUUGGCUCGGCCUGCAAGACCCACGGCAUGGGCAUGAUUGUCGGUGUCUUCGUCAAGGGUGGCUGCACCGCCGAGACCCCCGACAUCAAGGAGCAGAUUGACAAGCUUGGUGCUUGGGACGGCUGGAACAUGGUCAAGCUUGUCGUCGUCGGCAACGAGGCCAUCAUGAACGGCCACUGCUCGGCCUCCCAGCUCGUCACCCUGAUCAAGACUGUCAAGUCCAUCAUCCCCGGCGGUUACAAGGACAAGAUCCCCUGCACCAUCUCGGAGACGCUUGACGUCUGGCAGCGCAAGGAGGUGUCGAGCGCUCUCUGCAGUGAGAUCGGCAUCGUCGGCGCCAACGUCCACCCGUACUUCAACGCCGCGGUUACCCCCGAGAAGGCCGGUGACUUCGUCAGCAACCAGCUCAGCCUCCUGGCCAAGAUCUGCCCUGGCAAGGACGCCAUCAACCUCGAGUGCGGCUGGCCGAACAAUGGCAAGUGCAACGGCGCCGCCUGCCCUGGCAAGUCGGAGCAGGCCAAGGCCAUCACGUCGAUCCGCAAGAGCUGCGGCAGCAAGACGGUCUUCUUCUCCUUCGAGGACGACCAGUGGAAGGAGCCCGGUGAGUGCGAGUGCGAGCGCUCCUGGGGUUCCGCCGCGGCCUUCUCCAUCAACAUCGACAUCUCCCUGUAA